GGGGCUUUAUGAAGACUGGAAGAACCCCAAUGUGAUCACAGAUUAAUUAUGUUGGAUAAAAGGCUGAGUACCUGAAGAUUCAGUAAAGUCAAGUAGCUUAUCCCCUGAGAAACACCUGAAUCAUGGAGGAGAAUGAGUUCCAAGUCCAGCAGUUGCAACCAAACAUCAUAUCUGUCCGACUAUUUAAGCGUAAGGUGGGUGGUCUGGGAUUCUUAGUGAAGCAACGGUUGUGUAAUCCCCCUGUGAUCAUCUCUGACAUUAUCCAUGGUGGGACAGCAGAAGAGAGUGGUUUGGUGCAGGUUGGCGAUAUCAUUGUUGCUGCUAAUGGCAAGCCUCUGGUCGAUGUAACUUAUGAAUAUGCUCUGGAGAUGCUGAAGAACAUACCUCCAGAGACUUUUGUUGUGUUGAUUUUGAGAGGUCCAGAAGGGUUCUCCACUCACCUGGAGACCACCUUCACUGGUGAUGGGACACAAAGAGCAAUGCGUGUUACAAAGCCUUUAGUUCCUGUCACUAAAACAAGUGAUUCUCCCAUUCAAGGCCCCUAUGGCAAAGACAACCUCAAAGCUGAAGAUAAAAAGUUGAGGAACAUCUGUAAUCCAGAAUUAGAGACAUGGGACAGUGAAAUCCCACAAGAAUCCAAUUCCGUAAUUCAGGUCAAGGGAAUGAUGUCUUUGAUUAAUGAAAACUCUUUAGAGGGAUCAGAGGACUGUUUUACCAACACAGACAACUUGAUGAAUGAUGGAACAACUGAAAAUGAUGAACUCCUUAAAGAAAUUGAACCUGUACUAAAUCUAUUAAAGAACAAAAAAAAACAAGGGAAGUGUGAUGCUGAAGUCCAAGUGGACAGGGGAGAGGCAGACAAAGGCCAGCAGUAUUUGCAUCUUCAAUCCAAGAACGACAGAGUAUUUCAUGAUUUGUGGAGAAACAAAAAUAUGCUGACAGUGCUUCCUAAUCCUUACUCCGAACAGGAAGAGUCGCCUGUAAAAGAUUUGUCAAAUGGCAGUCCAACGAAAUGUCCCUGUUUUAUUAAGAUAAAGAACUGGGAAACAGGUGCUGUUUUAAAUGAUACACUACAUCUGAGUUCUGGAAAGAUAAAGGGAGCUGGGUGUACAGAGCAAAUUUGCUUGGGAUCAGUUAUGAUGCCAAACCAGCAAGUGAGGAAACCAAAUGAAACCCGAACAAAGGAGAAGCUACUUCCACUGGCAGAAGACUUUAUUAACCAGUACUAUACAUCUAUCAAAAGGCAUGGGUCCAAGGCCCAUCUUCAGAGGAUUGAGCAGGUGACAAAGGAGAUUGAAAUGACUGGCACUUACCAACUUAAAGACACUGAGCUAAUUUAUGGGGCCAAACAUGCCUGGAGAAAUGCUACCCGCUGCAUUGGAAGGAUCCAGUGGUCUAAGUUACAGGUCUUUGAUGCACGUGACUGCUCCAGUGCUCAUGGAAUGUUCAACUAUGUUUGUAAUCACAUCAAAUAUGCAACCAACAAGGGGAAUCUCAGGUCUGCCAUCACAAUAUUCCCACAACAAAUAGAUGGCAAGCAUGAUUUCAGAAUCUGGAACAGUCAGUUGAUACGAUAUGCUGGGUAUAAACAACCUGAUGGCUCUGUUAUUGGAGACCCAGCUUCCGUGGAGCUAACUGAGGUUUGUAUGCAACAAGGUUGGAAAGGACCUAUGGGUCGAUUUGAUGUCCUCCCCCUUUUGCUUCAAGCCAAUGGAAAUGAUCCUGAACUGUUUGAGAUUCCCCCAGAACUAAUCCUGGAAGUACCCCUCAGGCACCCCAAGUUCACAUGGUUUAAAGAUCUGAACUUGAAGUGGUAUGGCCUGCCAGCUGUCUCAAACAUGCUUCUAGAUAUUGGAGGUCUCAAGUUUACAGCCUGUCCUUUUAGUGGUUGGUAUAUGGGAACAGAAAUCGGAGUCCGAGACUUCUGUGAUGCCUCCCGGUACAAUGUGCUUGAGAAUGUAGGAAAACAAAUGGGCCUUGAUACUAGAAAGACAUCUUCCCUUUGGAAAGAUCAAGCAUUAGUUGAAAUAAAUAUUGCAGUCCUAUACAGCUUUCAGUCAGAUAAAGUGACAAUAGUGGAUCACCAUUCUGCUACGGAAUCAUUCAUGAAACACAUGGAAAAUGAGUAUAGAUGUCGAGGAGGGUGUCCUGCAGAUUGGGUGUGGAUUGUUCCACCAAUGUCAGGAAGCAUCACACCUGUGUUCCAUCAAGAGAUGCUAAACUAUCAGCUAAGUCCAUCAUUUGAAUAUCAGGCAGACCCCUGGCUGAAUCAUGUGUGGAAAGGAGUUAAUGGGACUCCCACCAAAAAGAGAGCCAUUGGAUUUAAAAAAUUGGCAAAAGCAGUGAAAUUCUCUACAAAGUUGAUGGGACAAGCAAUGGCCAAAAGAGUAAAAGCCACCAUCUUAUAUGCCACAGAAACUGGCAAGUCCCAAGUCUAUGCAAAAACAUUAUGUGAAAUCUUCAAGCAUGCCUUUGAUGCAAAGGCGAUGUCCAUGGAUGAAUAUGAUAUUGUGCAUCUCGAACAUGAAGCAUUGGUGCUGGUGGUUACAAGCACUUUCGGCAAUGGUGACCCACCCGAGAAUGGAGAAAAAUUUGGGUCUGCCCUGAUGGAAAUGAGACACCCUAAUUCAAAUUCAGCAGAAAGGAAGAGUUACAAGGUUCGUUUCAACAGCGUAUCCUCAAACUCAGAUGCUCGUAAAUCUUCAAGUGAUGAACCAGAACACAGAGAUAAAUUUGAGAGUACUGGCCCUUUAGCUAAUGUUAGAUUUUCUGCUUUUGGCCUUGGCUCUCGAGCCUAUCCACAUUUCUGUGCUUUUGCUCGAGCUGUUGACACAUUGCUCGAGGAAUUGGGAGGAGAACGGAUUAUGAGGAUGGGAGAGGGGGAUGAACUCUGCGGACAAGAAGAAUCAUUCAGGACUUGGGCUAAGAAAGUUUUUAAGGCAGCUUGUGAUGUCUUCUGUGUGGGGGAUGACGUUAAUAUUGAAAAAGCGAACAACUCCUUAAUAAGUAAUGAUCGCAGCUGGAAGAGAGCAAAAUUUCGCCUGACCUGCCAGACUACAGCACCUGACCUUACAGGAGCUCUCUACAGCAUUCACAAAAAGAAAGUCUAUGCUGCAAGAUUGUUAUCUCGACACAACUUGCAAAACCCAAAAUCCAGCCGUUCCACAAUUUUGCUCCGGAUACACACAAACAAGCAGGAAGAGUUACAGUACCAGCCUGGUGAUCAUCUUGGCGUCUUUCCCGGUAACCAUGAAGAUUUGGUCAAUGCCUUGAUUGAGCGGUUGGAAGAUGCCCCUCCUGUAAAUCAGAUCAUAAAAGUUGAGCUUUUGGAAGAGAGAAACACAGCUUUAGGCAUUAUUAACAGCUGGAGUGAUGAGAAUCGCAUUCCACCUUGCACCAUCUUUCAAGUUUUUAAGUACUAUCUGGAUAUCACAACUCCUCCAAGCCCACUCUUACUGCAGCAGUUUGCUCUCUUGGCAAGAAAUGAAGAGCAUAAGAAAAGACUUGAAGUUCUCAGCAAGGGAUUACAGGAGUACGAGGAAUGGAAGUGGUACAAUAACCCAACAGUAGUGGAAGUACUGGAGGAGUUUCCUUCGGUUCGGGUGCCAACAACUCUGCUACUUACCCAGCUUCCUCUGCUGCAGCCUCGAUAUUACUCAAUCAGUUCAUCCCUGGACAUGUACCCAGACGAGAUUCACCUUACAGUGGCUGUUGUUUCGUAUCGCACACGAGAUGGUGAAGGGUCACUACAUCAUGGAGUCUGCUCUUCCUGGUUUAACCGGAUAGACACAGAUGAAAUAGUGCCAUGCUUUGUCAGAGGAGCUCCUUCUUUCAGAUUGCCAAAAGAUCCAAUGGUUCCGUGUAUUUUAAUUGGACCGGGAACUGGAAUUGCUCCUUUCCGAAGUUUCUGGCAGCAGCGGCUGCAUGAUAUUGAGCAUAAAGGUGUAAAAGUAUGUCCCAUGACACUUGUGUUUGGCUGUCGUCAAUCAAAAAUUGACCACAUCUACCGAGAGGAAACCAUUCACGUAAAAAGUAAAGGUGUCUUUGAGGAACUCUAUACAGCUUACUCCCGUGAACCAACAAAACCAAAGAAAUACGUACAAGAUAUUUUAAAUGAACAGCUUUCUAACCAAAUAUUCAAAGUCCUUCAAGAGCAAGCUGGACACAUAUAUGUUUGUGGCGAUGUUACCAUGGCAGGCGAUGUACUGAAAACUAUUCAGCACAUCUUGAAAAAGCAUGGAAAGAUGUCCUUGGAAGAUGCUGGGGUCUUCAUCAGCAAGCUGAGAGAUGAAAACCGUUACCAUGAAGACAUAUUUGGUGUUACACUUCGUACAUAUGAAGUUACAAAUCGCCUUCGAUCAGAAUCUAUUGCUUUUAUUGAAGAAAACAAGAAGGACUCAGAUGAGUAA
Molecule: messenger RNA, 4409 nt
Organism: Hemiscyllium ocellatum (epaulette shark)
Lineage: Eukaryota; Metazoa; Chordata; Chondrichthyes; Orectolobiformes; Hemiscylliidae
Gene: nos1
Product: nitric oxide synthase 1 (neuronal)
Exons: 27
Coding region: 123-4409 (1428 amino acids)
Biological process (GO): nitric oxide biosynthetic process
Molecular function (GO): calmodulin binding; NADP binding; flavin adenine dinucleotide binding
Source: RefSeq, a predicted model, not a curated record